UUUUGUUAAACGGCGACAGCGUUUACUCUCAGUCAGUCAGUCGGUCGAUCGGCGCUCGAAAGCGAAACUCACAUGCGGCGCACCGCCUGCAGAUACAGAUACAAAUACCCGUUCCGCAGAUACAGAUACAACGUCCGCGAGUCAAGAGUCCGAAUUCGCGACACGCAGUGAAGUUGUGCACGGAAUCCGAUUCAGGAAAAUUACCAUUGCAAACGGGAAAUUCAAUUAGCUGCUCGCGCUCCGUCAAGUGCUUCACAGAAAAUAAGAAAAAAGAAAAACAUUAAUAAAACGACACACACAAUAGGAGUAAAAGUGCGAAGAAAUGCCAGUGCAACAGCAACAUCAGUCUGCGGCCAUCGGUCAGCAAAUAAAGAUGGGCAUCGAGGCGGUUGGAGGCGUGGCGGCGACUAGUGCCAAACAAAAGCCCAGAAGCCAAUCAACCUGCUGGUUUCUGCAACGUCGCCAGUUGGACAAUAUCUCCAUAGUUUUGGCCGAGAUGAUUGCCACGGCGAUGCUAAUGUUUCUGGGCUGUAUGGGCUGCAUCGAGAACUCCGUCUUCACCAACUCGAACUUCCAGAGUGCCCUCAACUUUGGAUUCGUGGUGCUGAUCUGCAUCCAGUGCUUCGGCUGUGUGUGUGGAGCCCACUUGAAUCCCGCCGUGACCUUGGCCUCCUACGUGUACAACAUGAUCUCGCUGCCCAUGGCACUGGCCUACUUUGUGGCCCAGAUGGUGGGUGCAUUCAUCGGAUACGGACUGCUGAAGGCCGUGCUCCCCGAGAAUGCCAUCUACAGCACGUCCACGCCCAAUGGCGUUUGCCUCACAUUGCUGAACAGCACCUUGACCAGCUGGCAGGGCAUGUCCAUCGAGUUCCUGAUCACCUGCGUCCUCAUCUCCAUCUGCUGUGGCGUCUGGGAUCCCCGCAAUGCCACCAAACAGGACUCCGUGCCAGUGCGAUUCGGUCUGGCCAUCGCCUGCCUUUCCCUCACGGCGGGCCAAAUGACUGGGGCCAGUAUGAAUCCCGCCCGAUCCUUCGCUCCGGCCAUUUGGAAUGGAGUCUGGGCCAACCACUGGAUCUACUGGGUGGGUCCCAUGGCCGGAGCUCUGGUGACCUCGUUGAUCUACAAGCACGCCUUCCGGCGGGAGGUCGAGGAUUCGGAGGUGGAUGAGGCCACCAUGUCAACCAAACGAACCUCUGAGGCGGAACUCGCCUAGAAAUGAUUUAAUACCCAUAAGGCAUGCUAUCGUUUAAGUCUGUGUGAGUUGAAUGCGGUUUAGUUUUAAGUUGCAAAGUGUACAAAUAUAAAUACCUUAAAAGAAAUCUUACGGCUGCCGUCUAUAUAAAUAAUCUAAUGUAAAUGCUAUGCUUAUCUGAACGAGAUUACUUUUAUGCCACCGCGAAAUGCUUAUCGUUAAUAUUUAAUUGCCCAUACACUUGAUCAAAUAAACCACACAGUAGCCACAAA
Drosophila rhopaloa is the source of this 1464-nucleotide messenger RNA. RefSeq names its product aquaporin. Gene Ontology annotation, cellular component: plasma membrane. Gene Ontology annotation, biological process: transmembrane transport. NCBI's taxonomy places the organism in Eukaryota, Metazoa, Arthropoda, Insecta, Diptera, Drosophilidae. The transcript has 3 exons. The record is from RefSeq and is a predicted model, not a curated record. Gene Ontology annotation, molecular function: water channel activity. The coding region runs from base 323 to 1213 and encodes 296 amino acids.